UGUCACUGCCCCGACCUGGAGGCGGCCGGGGCUGCCAGCGCGUCCCCAGCGCCGCGAGAGAGCCGAGCUGAAGAGGAAGCGGUAGAGAAAGGCACUGUUGGUGGAGAUGGUUUCACUGAACAAGACCUAGUUUCUGAGCUGCAUCUUGGGACAAUUGGAGGCUGGCUGGUUAGCUUGGGGUGCCAUGAGCACCUUGAGGGCAAAGCAGAGGCUGAUUCCCCUGUUAAUGGCAAGUAGGUUGGCACAAGAAGACCUCUGACAGUUGACAGAGCCCUGUGGACCAAGUGCGCUGGCCCAGGCCCCAGGGGAGCCCUUCAAUCCCACAGCCACUCCCCUGGCCAAGCCCUCCAGAAACUCCGGGGGCUGACAGCUGCUGGAGGAUCCACCUUACUCAGCUGGCUCAGGCCCUGUGGCCCCCAUGGCAACUGGGAAGGGAGUUCUGCGGAGCCCUUCAGCUGAAAACAGAUGGCGGCUUAGUGAAUCUGAGCAGGGCUGGGGCCGGAAGCCGGUGCUACUGGAGAAAACGAACCGCCUGGGCUCUGAGACUGCCCUGGGCAGCAGUGGCCAGGAUGAGGCCUGUGCCGAGAUGGUACUGUCAGUGGCCCCAGGCAAGCUCAGGCUGGGAAAGCUGAUGCCCCAGAAAACUUGGUGGGAACAGGGACAGAGUGCCUUCACAGAGGUGCCUCGGCUCAAGAAGAGGCUCGGGGGUGGGCAGGCCCAGGACAGGGAGCACAGUGGGCCUGCAGGCCAGCCUGGCCCCCAGCAGCUGACCCUCGAUAUCCCCAGGGACCUAACUGGCAGCACCUGUGUCUCUGUGUGGCCCAGUGGAGCCCGCAGGGAGCAGAGAAGUGCCUUCAGCAAGCCAGCCAGGGGUCCAGCAGGGAGACUGGGACCAGCCUGUUUCUUUCAGGCGGGUGAACCUGCAGACGCCCUGGGAGAGCUGCUGGGACUCAUCAACACGGUUGAUGUCACUUGCUGGGGUCGACUUUCCAACUCCAAGCUUUUGGGUGAUUUCUGGAACCUGCAAACGGUGCCACCAAAUGCUCCUCUUUGCGGCACUUUCCUGGGCGCCCCUACACUGUGGCUCAAGCAUACCACGGUCCAGAUCCCCACGCCCCCAUCCUCCUCCUCCACCAACUCUUGGGCCCUGCUGCCCCCUACACUCACCUCCCUGGGCCUGUCCACCCAGAACUGGUGCGCCAAGUGUAACCUGUCCUUCCGCCUGACCUCCGACCUGGUCUUCCACAUGAGAUCUCACCACAAAAGGGAGCGUGCGGGGCCCGAUCUGCAUUCUAAGAGACUGAGAGCAGAGGCCCUCACAUGCCCCAUUUGCCACGAGUACUUCCGCGAGCGCCACCACCUCUCCCGGCACAUGACUUCGCACAGUUAACAGGUGGUUUGGAGCAAGCAUUUGGCCAUGAGGCCAAGAUGGCUCAUGGGGCCUUCCUCUGAAAAGUCUGGUCACAGUUGUCUGCAGGGCUGUCUCCUUGGGCAUUUGAGGAUGAACAGCUCAGUCAUAACUGGAAAAAGACAACCAGUCCCCAUGAUGUGUUUUAAAGGAAAUAAAGUUGUGAAACAGUG
Messenger RNA from Odocoileus virginianus texanus, 1581 nucleotides. It is a transcript of the gene ZNF488, whose product is annotated as zinc finger protein 488. Lineage: Eukaryota; Metazoa; Chordata; Mammalia; Artiodactyla; Cervidae. Gene Ontology annotation, cellular component: nucleus. The record is from RefSeq and is a predicted model, not a curated record. Gene Ontology annotation, biological process: oligodendrocyte development; regulation of DNA-templated transcription.